AUGAACGUGAAGGAUAAAGUGGCCAUCGUUACCGGUGGUACCGGAGGAAUCGGAUUCGCUACUGUCCAGGCUCUUCUCCGACAUGGGGCUAAGUACGUUGCGAUCUUCGACCUGGACUCGAUGCACACCCGAGCAGCCUCGUGCAUACACAAAGUGGAGGAGGAAUUCGGGAAAGACAAAGCCGACUUUUACACCUGCGACGUGACGAUACAGAGCGAAUUCGCAGCUCGUUACGACGAAAUCGUCGGAAUGCAGAGAACGGUUGACAUACUCGUCAACUACGCGAGCAUCGCCAGCGAGCCCAGAGCCCAUCACAUGAUCGACAUCAACUUGACGGCUGUGGUCACUUGCACGUUGAUAGGAAUCGAUCGGAUGGGAAGGCAUCACAACGGCAGAGGCGGAGCGAUAGUUAACGUCUGCUCGGUAUUCGGUCUGACAACUUCCCCGGCGUUUCCGAUUUACACCGCUACGAAAUACGGCGUCUACGGUUUUACCAAAUCGCUGAAGGAUCACUACGAGCAUCUCGGAGUCAGAGUGAUGGCAGUUUGUCCGGGUCUCACGGAGACCAGCUUACUGCACCAAAACUUGAAAGAGGAAACCCUCAACUUCAUCCCGGAAAAGUAUUUGAACCAAGCUUUCCAGUGCUCCAAAUAUAUUCAAAGUCCCGCGAACGUAGGCGCAGCCAUCGUGAAGAUGAUCGAGAAGGCAGAAGCAGGAGCCAUCUGGGUGUCCGAGGACAACGAGCCUCCGUACGCCGUCCAAGAUCCGGAAUUUUACAAGGACAGAGGAGUUCCAGUAUAG
Nasonia vitripennis (jewel wasp) is the source of this 801-nucleotide messenger RNA. Its product is annotated as alcohol dehydrogenase 1. Lineage: Eukaryota; Metazoa; Arthropoda; Insecta; Hymenoptera; Pteromalidae. Gene Ontology annotation, cellular component: cytoplasm. The transcript has 6 exons. The record is from RefSeq and is a predicted model, not a curated record. Gene Ontology annotation, molecular function: oxidoreductase activity, acting on the CH-OH group of donors, NAD or NADP as acceptor. Bases 1 to 801 code for a protein of 266 amino acids.